Messenger RNA from Anas platyrhynchos (mallard), 1820 nucleotides. It is a transcript of the gene MNX1, whose product is annotated as motor neuron and pancreas homeobox 1. NCBI's taxonomy places the organism in Eukaryota, Metazoa, Chordata, Aves, Anseriformes, Anatidae. The record is from RefSeq and is a predicted model, not a curated record. Gene Ontology annotation, molecular function: DNA-binding transcription factor activity, RNA polymerase II-specific; sequence-specific double-stranded DNA binding. Gene Ontology annotation, cellular component: nucleus. Gene Ontology annotation, biological process: endocrine pancreas development; neuron projection morphogenesis; central nervous system development.
GGCUGCAGAGCCUCCGGCCCAAUGGGAGCCUGCUGAAGGCCCUUGUAGGGUCGCACCGCCCAGCGCGGCCCCACAGCCGCCCCGCUGCCCGCCGCCGCCGGGAGACGCGGGCCCGGCCGGGGGCCGCCCGCCCGCUGCCGUCCCAAUUCCCCCUUUCCCCCCCCCCCCCCCCUUUUUUCCUCCUUUUAAAAAUCCUCCCCCUCCUCCCGGCAUCGUCGCCGCCCGCUGCCGGUGCUCCCAUGGAAAAAUCCAAAAAUUUCCGCAUCGACGCGCUGCUGGCUGUCGACCCCCCCAAGGCGGCGGCGGUGGGGGCGCAGAGCGCUCCGCUCGCCCUCGUCGCCUCCUCGCUGGGUGGCAGCGCGCCGCGCGGCUCCAGCAGCUCCAGCAGCUCCAGCGGCAGCCCCCCGGCUUCCUCCUCGUCCUCCUCUUCCUCCUCUUCCUCCUCCUCCUCCUCCUCCUCCUCUUCUUCCUCCGAGCAGCAGCAGCAGCAGCCCGCCGCCGGCCCCGCCGACCGCCUCCGCGCCGACAGCCCCUCGCCGCCGCCGCCGCCCCGCAUCCUGGCCGCCCACUGCGCCCUGGUGCCCAAGGGGGGGUUUUUGGCUUCCACCAGCGGCCACCCCCCGCACCACGCCGGGAUGGCGCUGGGACUGCACCCCGCGGCCCCCGGGGGGCCCGGCAUGCCCCCGCAGGCGGCCCUAUACGGGCACCCCAUGUACGGGUACUCGGCGCUGGGCGGGCAGCACCCGGCUCUGUCCUAUUCCUACUCGCAAGUGCAAGGGGCGCACCCGUCCCACCCCGCCGCCGACCCCAUCAAGCUGAGCGCGGGCACCUUCCAGCUGGACCAGUGGCUGCGGGCAUCCACGGCCGGCAUGAUCCUGCCCAAAAUGCCCGAUUUUAACUCCCAGGCUCAGUCCAACCUGCUGGGGAAGUGCCGCCGGCCCCGCACGGCUUUCACCAGCCAGCAGCUGCUGGAGCUGGAGCACCAGUUCAAGCUGAACAAAUACCUCUCCCGGCCCAAGCGCUUCGAGGUGGCCACGUCGCUGAUGCUCACCGAGACGCAGGUGAAGAUUUGGUUCCAGAACCGGCGCAUGAAGUGGAAGCGGAGCAAGAAGGCGAAGGAGCAGGCGGCGCAGGAAGCCGAGAAGCAGAAGGGGGGAGGCGAGGACAAGGCGGACGAGGAGCUGCUGCUGCCCGCCCCCGACAAGAGCGGCGGGCGGCGGCUGCGGGAGCUGCCCGACAGCGAGCCCGACGACGACGACGAGGAAGAGGAGGAGGAAGAAGCCGGCAGGUGCUGCCCUUACCACUCCUCCGACUGCUCCGAGGCGGACGAGGAGGACUCGCAGCCCCGGGGCCGGCACGGAGCCCCCCCGCUGGCCCCCACCCAGCCCCAGUGAGCCCCCGGCCCCAGCUCCCCGCCCGCCCCGUCGGGGCCGCCCCCUCCCCAAGACACCCCCUUUUAUUCCGUUUUCUCCCCGCUUGGAGGGGGAUGGAGAAGAGGAUCCCCCGUGUGCCGGGAGGGAGAAGGAAGAUUUGCGGUGACCACAGUGUUAUUAUUGACUGAAAAGCAGACAAAACUUGACCCCCCCGCCCCCCCAAGUCCCAACCCUCCGUUCGCUGAGUCUUGGAAAUGGUUUUGUUCUGACUAUAUAGCGGGAAAACUGGUUAUGUCCUGAACGUUAAAACUGCUGGAAAUCUCGAUACCGUCUUUAUUUUUGUAUAUCGUAUUUAUAAAAAAUAAGAAUAAUAAUAAUUGCCUCUACUUAUGCAUGCUAAAUUAUUACCUCCCCACCCCCCCCACCCGCGCGGUGGGGCGGAAAAUA